UGCACUAAAGACUGGAGCAGUAGAGACUGUGCUUUGUUCUGAGGAAGGCAAGGAUUCUCCAUCUAGCUUUGCAAUUUAUUUGGGUGGUUCAUGUAUUUAGCAGAAAACAGAAGUUCAAAGAACGCGACUAUGCUGGACACGCAGAGGUGGAAAAAUACAACUGGGAUACCAACGCGAUGAAAUUGCUGAGCUUGGAGCACAUUUUUUUAAGAACUCUUGAAGCAAGGGAAGACUGCAGUGGUUUUGUAAGGGAUGUAAUCAUCGUCUGGGGCGCAGAAAGAGAGCAAUGAAUCUGACAAAGCUGAAAAAAAUAUAUUUCUGCACUGACUUUAGUAGAAACCCAUCCAACGUGAGGAUAUAGCAUUUUAAAUGUUCUAAGCAAAACAACGUGUUUUGCAGUUUUGUAAAAGGACCAAACACAUGAGAAAAAAGGAAGAAUUUGAUGUUACCAUUUCGCAACGAAAAUAUAAAUCUUUAUCCCCCUCGUACCAUCAGUUGUGAAGAAAAAACAAGACAUGAAGAAUUUCUUUUUUAAACGGAGGUAGUAAUCCGCGGCGAUUUUGCUAUUAAUCUGCAAAUUCGUUUGAAUGGAUAUUCUGUAACUGUGUAUAUACUGGUAAUGAUGUUUUUAAAAUGCCCCAGAACCAAGUUGUCCGUUUGGGCUGCACUGUGUGUUUUUGUGCUGUGUUGGCUGUACAUUUUCCCAGUAUACAGGCUCCCAAGCGACAAGGAGAUUGUGAAUGAAGUCUUGCGGCAGGGAAAAGCAUGGAACAAAAAUUUCACGGGCAUCUCAAUGUUCAGGAAGCUUCUUAGAGACUGCUGUGAUCCACGUAACCUGUUUUCGGUGACAAAGCAAAAUGCUCCCCCUGGGAAGAUCCUCUGGUAUGAUGGCGAGUUUUACUACUCGCACACAGUCAACAACGAUUCCUACUCUCUCUUCAUUGAGGAAACCCCCUUUCAGCAGCCUCUGAAGAAGUGUUCUGUGGUUGGCAACGGUGGGAUCCUGAAACACAGUGGCUGUGGAAAAGAAAUCGAUCGAGCAGACUUCAUUAUGCGGUGCAAUCUGCCACCACUCUCAGAGGAUUACAGGGAGGAUGUGGGGACCAAAACGCAUUUAGUGACUGCUAACCCCAGCAUUAUUGAAAAAAGGUAA
Messenger RNA from Lepisosteus oculatus (spotted gar), 1153 nucleotides. Lineage: Eukaryota; Metazoa; Chordata; Actinopteri; Semionotiformes; Lepisosteidae. The record is from RefSeq and is a predicted model, not a curated record.